CUUCGGUCAGAUGGUAAAUGACCAGAGCGAGAGGCUGAUGGACUCAGCAUACAGCAGUGCGUGGGUGGACUUCGACGCUCGAUCCAGACGCAGCCUGCUCACCUUUUCAAUGGUGGUCGGGCAGCCGCUGAAAAUCAAAGUGGGAAAGAUGUACACGUUGAACAAAGAGACAUUUUUGCAGGUGUUAAAUGGAUCGUAUGCCAUGUUCAACAUGCUUUAUGGAUCUCAAAGUAGCAAAUAACGUCCCAUUUUUCUACAUUGGCAUCAAAAACUCAGCCUACAUCUCAACCCAAGGAUUUCCUCCGUUUUGCACAAGUUUGGAAAAAAAUGACACACCUGUAUAAACAA
This is a messenger RNA of Schistocerca nitens (vagrant locust), 348 nucleotides long. Its product is annotated as odorant receptor 43a-like. Gene Ontology annotation, cellular component: plasma membrane. Bases 11 to 241 code for a protein of 76 amino acids. The record is from RefSeq and is a predicted model, not a curated record. NCBI's taxonomy places the organism in Eukaryota, Metazoa, Arthropoda, Insecta, Orthoptera, Acrididae. Gene Ontology annotation, biological process: sensory perception of smell; detection of chemical stimulus involved in sensory perception of smell. Gene Ontology annotation, molecular function: odorant binding; olfactory receptor activity. The transcript has 3 exons.